GUCGUUUGGGGGCAGUGAGCUAUUUUAAAACGUGUGUCCCUUAAUGGAAGCCUCACACCCAGAUCUGGGCAGAUCUGACAGAUUGCUGAAAAAAGAUUUCAAGCACAGAUUGGAGCAGGAAGAGGAGAGACUCCAUAAAGUCUGAUUUAUUCCAGAUUGGGGGAAAGACCCGCUGCAUAAGUUUGGGGCCCUUGCUUGGUGUGGGGCCCUUCUGGCUGGGAAUGGAAUCCAGCCCAUCUUACGAGAACCAGGCUGGGUUGGCCGCUGUACAGAUUUCCCCUUCUGGAGGCAUGAUGGUCAGUCACCCACAGAGGACCUAAACUGCCUCCUUUUAAGCACUUCUUUCUGAGUCGGCAAUGAGAGGGAAGAUCCAGCCGUGUGGACCUCUGGAGGAAUGCUCUGCCGUUCCCGCAGAACGCAAGCUACGCUCCUUCUCCUUUCCGGAAUCCAUUUAUAUCCCCCUUUUUGCUGUGAACUCCCCCGGAGACCCUGGGAAAGUCUACGUUUCCUGUUUCCCUUCAUGGAAAACGGUGCAGCUGCCGUUCCCACCUUGGUGCUGACGAAAGGUCCUCGAGUGCUUUCUGGCCUGGCAUCUGGACGUGCCGAAAGCGGGGGAUUGGUUCGUGCCACGCUCGGGCAUGGCAGAGGCUACAGCUGAUGUGUUUGGAGGGCCAAGGUAGACACGGCCACUGAUUUCAGGCGCAAUCCUUCGCCUGCAUGACCAGCUAUAGUAGAGUGGGCUGGGGGCUCUGGAUGUGCGCAUCAAGCAAACAAACAGCGAUUAUGCCAGAUUGUCCCCCUGGCUGAUGGACGAUUCCCCUUCUUGCUGAUGGCUUUGCUAUCAAAGCAGACAUUUUCCUAACACGAUUUGGACGGAUGGUAUCCAAGGAUUAUAAUCCAAUGGCCCCCUCCCCGAGGAAGAACGCAGUCAGGACUUCAACAGCGGCGGCGGCUUGGUGUGGACGGGUCUUCUCUGGCUGCAGCGGGAAUCUUCGGUCCCCAGCAGAAUGGGUCCCGGGCUGGCUCUUAGCGUGUAUCUCUUGGCCUCACUGAUUCUGAGCAUGGAUGCCUCUGCAGUCAGCAACUGGUGGAAUUUAGUGCCCAGGAAAACAGUGUCCUACAACGAACUGAAAGAAGUAACCAAAUGUUUCUCGAGGGCAGGAGUGUCCAAUUAUACAACACUGACCCUGGCUGACCCCAAAGGACUGCUCUACGUUGGGGCUCGAGAAGCCAUCUUUGCCCUAAGCACCAGCACCAUGGAGCUGGAGGAAGCAAUACUUUGGGAAGCUCCAGCAGAGAGGAAAGCCGAAUGCAUCCAAAAAGGCAGAAGCAAUCAGACUGAAUGUUUCAACUACAUCCGUUUCCUCCAGACCUACAACAGCUCUCACAUGUACACUUGUGGCACGUACGCCUUCCAGCCCAAAUGUGCCUACAUUGAUCUGGCCACGUUCUCCUUGGACAGAUUCUCCUUUGAGGAAGGCAAGGGCAAAUGUCCCUACGAUCCUGCCAAGGGAUACACAAGCCUCAUUGUGGAGGAAGAGCUGUAUUCCGCAACACACAACAACUUCCUGGGCACUGAUCCCGUGAUCCUGCGCAACUUGGGCCCCCAGUAUUCUGUCAAGACUGAGCACCUGCCUACGUGGCUGAAUGAACCCCAUUUUGUGGGCUCAGCAUUCAUCCAGGAGAGCAAAGGCAGUGACAAAGGAGAUGACGACAAAGUUUACUUCUUCUUCAGUGAGCGGGCAGUAGAGUACGAUUGUGACAUUGACCAGGUGGUGGCUCGAGUGGCUCGUGUCUGCAAGGGAGAUGUUGGCGGUGCCCGUACUUUGCAGAAGAGGUGGACGACGUUUCUGAAGGCCCGGUUGCUGUGCUCUAUUCCAGAGCAGCAGCUGCAUUUUAACCGGAUCCAGGGGACCUACACGCUGAAUGGGGAUCACUGGCGCGAGACCAGCUUUUUUGGGGUCUUCCAAGCACGCUGGGGAGACGUAGAUGUUUCUGCCAUUUGCCAGUACCAGAUUCUGGAUGUGCAGAAAGUGUUUGAGGGCCCCUACAAGGAAUACAGCGAAAUUGCACAGAAGUGGAUUCGCUACUCUGACCAGGAACCGGUUCCUCGUCCAGGAGCUUGUAUCACAGAUUGGCACCGGCACAACAGUUUCUCCACUUCUCUGGAGCUCCCAGACAACACCCUGAACUUUGCCAAGAAGCACCCGCUGAUGGAUAAGGCCGUGCCACCACAGGGCAACCGCCCCUUGCUGGUCAAGAAGGAUGCCAACUUCACCCAGCUGGUGGUGGAAAGAGUUCAUGGACUGGAUGGGAAACCAUACGAAGUGCUGUAUAUUGGAACAGAGAAUGGCUGGCUGCACAAGGCGGUGGCCUUGCCUUCGGGUGUCCAUCUCAUAGAAGAACUGCAAGUUUUUGAGGAAGCCCAGCCAAUCAAGAGCCUGGUGUUAUCUGUACAAAAGAGGGUCCUCUUUAUCGGCUCCAAUUCACAAGUCAUCCAGGUACCUGUGGCCGACUGCAGCAAGUACCGGACAUGUUCCGACUGCAUCCUCGCCAAGGAUCCGUACUGUGCUUGGACUUGGAACGGAAGUCGUUGUGUCCGCAUCGAUGCUUACGAUGGGACCUCAGCGCUGUUCCAGGAUUUGAGAACGGAGCCAAUGAUGUGUAGCCCCUUGCGUUCUUCCAGGCCAGGGACCAAGAUGAGUUCCAAGAACAUCACCGUGAUGGUUGGAACGGACCUGGUGCUACCUUGCCGGCUCACCUCCAACCUCGCUAAGGCCUUUUGGACCUUCAAUGGGGAGGAUUUGGCUGAAAAACAGAGUUCAGUUGUCUAUGAUGCUCAUCUUCAGGCACUGAUUGUUUUGGGCAUCAGUCUGAAGCAUGCUGGGUUGUACAAGUGCAUCCAGCUAGAGGAGCUGAAUCAAUUGAUGGCUGAGAGUUACCAGGUCAGCGUGUUGUCCGGCCCAGCCGUGUCGCUGGAGACCCGAGCUCCCUUGGAGAACUUGGGCCUGGUCUGGGUGGUGGUGAUUGCUCUGUCAGCCGUCUGCGUGGUUCUCCUGCUCGUGGUGUUUUCCCUGAGGCGCAGGCUGAAAGAAGAACUUGAGAAAGGCUCCAAGGCCAUUGAGAGCACCCUUGUCUACCCCAUUGAGUUGCCCAAAGAGCCCAAAAGCCCCACCUUUAUUCCCAGCACCACCUCGGACUCCGACGAGAAGCUCUGGGACCCCGCCAGCUACUACUAUUCAGACGGUUCCCUGAAGAUCGUCCCGGGUCAUGCCGUGUGCCAGAACGGGGGCACCACUCCCUCACCCACCACUAAUGGCAUUCCUGGCCAGCCUCUGCAGUCUCCGCACCUCCACUCACCCAACCGCAUCAACCUGGGCAACAUCCGGGGCUCGUCUUCCAACGGCUACAUCCGCCUCAAUUUGGGCACCGAGGAGCGGCCGGACUACAGUGACUUGGCGGAAGAGCUGCGUCGGAAGCUGAAGCAGAGGCAAGCUCUGCCUGACUCGAAUCCCGAGGAGUCUUCGGUGUGAGCUGCCCGGCAGACUUGUCUGACGAAUUACUCAACUACCUCAUCAACUAGGCCGGGAUCACUGCCCCCAGCCAAAACGACUCUUUCUUUUUAAGAAAAGAACCCAGACACUUUUGUAACAGGCUUCCUCACAUCCCCAAUUUUGAUACACUGCCAAGACCCCUUCCCUCGCAGCUCUUGCAUCGUUCAGUGUUCCCUGCUGUGCUUCCUUUGGGACCAUUCCCCGGGUUUUGUGAGUGGUGGUCUUCAUUCCUUCACCCUGGAUGUUCAGUCUGAGCCUUCAGAGCAGUGUUUCUCAACCUUGGCCAUUUGAAGAUGGGUGGACUUCAA
Python bivittatus (Burmese python) is the source of this 3862-nucleotide messenger RNA. The record is from RefSeq and is a predicted model, not a curated record. Lineage: Eukaryota; Metazoa; Chordata; Lepidosauria; Squamata; Pythonidae.